Megalopta genalis is the source of this 2270-nucleotide messenger RNA. Lineage: Eukaryota; Metazoa; Arthropoda; Insecta; Hymenoptera; Halictidae. The record is from RefSeq and is a predicted model, not a curated record.
UGCAGGAAAGUCGAUUUUUGAAAUACCUUUUAUGACACAGUAACUAGUUUUAUCGAAUAAUACUAGGUGCGACAUCUACGGAAGAAACCUCAGUAUAUUUCGUCAUCCUUGACGAAUCAAGAACUCGGAGGAUAAAGUUCUGUUAUGCUGCCCGUUGAUGCAUCUUGUAUGUGAAUGAAGAAAACGAGUUGAACGAUAUUCGACUUAACCUGAAACAACUCGUAUCAUUCUCGUUUAUUUAUUCCUCGCUUACAUCAGUGUCGUUUUCUUACAAUACACGGAAAUUUUAAAUCUGUAAUUCAUCCUGACUCAUCAGUUUAUCGAUUCUUAUCUGAGUUGGCGCGCAAAAGAAAAGUGAUGCUGGUUUAGUUCAGUCCGUUGGAUACAGUGCUACUAAUUGCAUCGUCGACGUACAUUGGAAAAAAUUAUAGAGAUAUUCGAGCACUUGCACUGCUCGGGGUACGCAACCUGCUUGCAACGGUUGAUACUUGGAAUUCACCAUCAAGUGCAAGAUCUUCGACAACGCCCAUCCGCUGUCCCGUUCUUGAAACUCCUGGAUCGAGGCCAGAAGCGUAGUGCAAUCCGGGCCUUACAACCCCGGAAGGGUUCAUUUCAACGCCCGCGCGUUUCCUACGUCUGCCGAGUCAAUUCAUGGUCCUUCGAGCCGGAUUCUAGUGAUCUGUGUGGUGACAACAGUGCGCGUACUCGACAACAACCAGAAAGACCGCACACCACAUCAACGGGCAGUCCAGCCAAGCAACAGCCACCCUGAGCCGCAGUCCAGUCAGACCACGCUCAGCCGAAGACAACACGCAGCAACCGGAACGCAGUCAAGGUAGGCUUGUUUCUGAACUGUCAAUCAAAUCCCUUCUCAUUAUCUACUCCCACUGAGUCCCGUCCGUGACGCGCAGUAAAAUGGCAACCGACGACAAUAUUCAACAAAUCAUCCGAGACCUCAAAAUGAAGCGCCGCGUCUUCAAAUCGCAAAUGACGAACCUGUCGAAAUUUGUGACCGACUUUCGCGACUCCGACGGUGAACGCGCCAAACUCCGGAAUCGGGUUGAACGGUUGCGGAUCCAAUUCGACAGCUUCAACGACAUCCAGAACAAACUCCACGAAUACGAGGACCCCGACGAAAUCGAAGCCGAACGCGAGUCAACAACCGAAACAUACGACACGGUCAUCGCGAAUGCGGAAGUAUUGUUGGACAAAUUAGGUAAGGCCGACUUACAAUCGGUCUCCACCACUCGAGGCACCAUCAGUUCUCCUACACCGACCAUGUCCGGAACAACCCUUGGGGUACACUUGCCCAAAAUUGAUUUGCCACAAUUCGACGGCCGUCUCGAAAGGUGGAUCACUUUCAAGGACACGUUCCAAAACACCAUCCACGCACACCCGCAUCUCACCGACGUCCAGAAACUGAGCUACCUGCGACUUUCCCUAACCGGGAAGGCGGCGUCCGCGAUCGACUCGCUCCCGAUAAGCGAGAACAAUUACAAGGCCGCAUGGGAGCAGCUAGUAGAAGACUACGACAACACACGCGCUCUUGUACUUAGACAUACAUCACUCUUAAUAGAUACGCCCGCAAUGCCAGACAACUCCGCCGAUUCGAUCCGGGAUCUCGUGAACCACAUGCAGGCACAUAUUCGGUCAUUGCAAGCACUCGGACGGUCGAGGGAGAACAUCGCCCACGAUCUACUCACCAACAUCGCGAUAGCAAAGAUGAACCCCGAUACGCGCAAAACAUGGGAAACCACCCUAGUCGGCACAAACAUGCCAAACAUGCCCGCGCGUUUCCUACGUCUGCCGAGUCAAUUCAACGAAGUUUUGUUCUCCUGUCAGCUUCUUCGUCCUUGCGCUGAGUGAGUGCCUGGAUCAGCUUUUUCCGAUAUUCUGUUAUAGAUAUUAUCUGGCCUGUUGUUUCUCGAUAUAUAAAAAAAGAAUUUACAAUGACUGUGUUCAACAGAAGUUUGAGUGCUAAUUUUUUGUACCACUUCAUUGAUUUUCGUAAUGGGUUGCUGUAUGCGGUCAUUUGAUCAGAAAGGUCGAUCGAUUUUUUUCCUACGUUGUAAUCAAUUACAAUUUUAGGUUUAUGGAUGACUUGUCUUCUUUUGCGAACAGAUUCCAUUUCGGAAGAAUGUUUAGUGGAAAGUAAUAAUACGUCACGCUUUUCCUUCCAUUUUAAAAUCGUGAUUCCUUCCCGACUUUCUUGUGUAAAGCACUUAAACCUAAAUCAUGUGUGUCGCACGAAUUUGAUGCUAAAUCAUGUC